Molecule: messenger RNA, 7098 nt
Organism: Nematocida major
Lineage: Eukaryota; Fungi; Microsporidia
Exons: 1
Coding region: 1-7098 (2365 amino acids)
Biological process (GO): protein targeting to vacuole; protein retention in Golgi apparatus
Cellular component (GO): extrinsic component of membrane
Source: RefSeq, a predicted model, not a curated record
AUGUUUUCAUUUUUGAGGGUAAACCUUCCAGAGUGGAGUGCAGGAAGUACACUUUUCAGCAGAUUCACAUCUUCAGCAGCAAAUAUGCUACUCGCUCGAAUGCGCCGCAUAAUUCAUCCGCUGCAGAUAGAAAGCAUAUCUUUCGACAUAAUAAAAGGCAUUUUUGUGCUGGAGGGCAUAAAUGCACAAAAUCACACGGAGGAGGGCCUUCUCGUGGAGAUUCGCAUAGAAGCUGCAGUAAUUCGCAGCAAUUGGUUCAACAACGAAGUCCCCAGCAUCCACUGCAGCAGUGCCCGCAUAAAGUGCAGUCGGACAGAGUCUCCAGGAAAGUGUAGAGAAAGCAAAAAAAAAAGUACACUUUCCAGAAUGCUUGAGGCUUUAUUCGGGCGCGUGUACAAGGCGCUUUCCUGCAGGGUGGAGGCAGAAAGUGUUCAGAUGCUCUACAAAGGAUACGCUUUCUGUGGGAAAAACCUCUCGGCAGAAAAAGCCCGGGACGGGUGGAGAGUUUUGGGAGAGUUUUCCGGGGAGAGUUUUGGGGUGAAUCUUCGGGAGGGAUCUGUCCGCGGGUGGAUAUGCCCGGAAAGGGCGGAAGUUUCUGCGGAAGUCUGCGGGAGUGUGGACUUGCACGCGCUGGAGGCGGGGGCUUCACAGAUUUUGGAGGACUUUUCUGGGAGGCAUAGAGAGAAAAAACCUGAAAAUUUCAAACCUGAAAAUAACGGGGUGGUUUCCUUAUUGGGAAAUUAUCCCGUAAAAUUCGAAAUUUCAGGUUCUCUUCAGAUGCGAACGUCCCAGGAGGCGAAGCCCUUGGAAGUCUCGAUAGAGGCGUCCGGAGAGGGCACGGGGAAGGCUGCAGCAGGAAAGGCCCGGGUUGAGGCUACCUACAGGCACAGCACCGUGAAAACACGGGCAAAUGCCCGCCUUGCAGAAGAAAGCGGGAAAAAGCCCGCGCUGCGGGUCCACGUGCAGAAGACGCAGGCGGAAAUAGACAGGAAAGACGCGGGGGAGAUAGGGCAUAUGGUGGGUGCUGUUAGAAAAAUUUUAAGAGUGUUUUUCUAUAGACCUGAACCUGAAACUUCCUCAUUAGGAAAUGACAGUUGCACUCCCAGCAAAUUUUGCACUUUCCUAUCGAUUUACAAAACAAGCGUGUUUUUCCUGGCAGGCAGAAACAGCGUGCACUUCCAGGCAAGACAGGCCUUCUUUGCCUUCGAGAAAAGCCAGGUUCGCAUGGGCGGGCUCUGCAUGUGCACCGUAAGAAAUAGCCUCCUCCACGAAAAAGAGCCUUUUAUUGUAGGGAUAAGCGCGCUUUCCGAGUACGCAAAGGAAAACGGGGUUUUGGACGUGCAGGCUCUUGACGUGGGCGUGAACAGCUUCGCACAGGCUGUUGUGAUGGGGGUUUUGCUCGGGGCAGAAGGGAAAGGCGCUAGAAAAGGGGAGCCCCUGAAAAAUAGAGACAAAAAAAUUGCAAAGGUUAACGGCAUUUCCCAAAUUGGAAAAGUUGACUCCGAUGAGGGAAAUAUCGCACCAGAAGACGGAAACAUCCGCAUAAAGAAGUGCACAGUAUCAGGGAAGCUCGGGGCAAACCACCUUGUGGGCGUGGGGACGGACCUUUUCGUGGGAAGUUCGGGAGUCCUUUUUGUAGACGUGUUUGCCGCAUUCGUGAACGGAAAGAGCCUUUGCACAGCGACGCCCGUCCACGUGCUCUUAGGGGACUCGCUGGAAAUAGCCUGCACAAACACGGAGAUACACUUCCCCGGGGAUGCCUUUGUCGUGCAGGUUGUGCGAGAGUGCAGGGCCAUGUACGCCUGCAUAAAAGAGGGGAAGGCCGAACCUGAAAUUUCCGCAUUAGGAAAUGUCGUUUUUUCAGAUAAAAAUUUGCAGGACUCACCCAAGGAGAAAACACUGCCAAGUUCGGACGGGGGUUCUGUUCCAGGGCAAGGCUCUUCAGGUAUGAUCUCCCUGAAGAACACGACCGUGCAUCUUCCCCUGCACGGAAGCACAGUCACUCUGCACUCGCCGGAGACCGUCCUGGGAAUAGACACGGAAGGAUUUCAGAUUUUGAAAUUAAGCGUAAGUGUUUUGUAUAAUUCCUGUACACUUUGCGUUCUGUCGAAUAAGCUGCUCUUUCUCCUGCGGGAGAGGAGAGUGGACGGGGCCUUCUCCUGCAAAGGACACGUGGACGCCGACUUGUACGUGUACAUGGUGAACAGGGCACUUUUCAUACAGGAAAUAUACACUAUGGUGACAGAUGACGUAAUUUCAGACAUUUCUGUAUACGAAAACAGGGCAACGGAUCUUUCUCCAAAUAAGGAAACAUCGCCCGAUGCGGAAAAUGGCUCGGAAAAAAGAGAAAGCACCGCAGCAGACGACUCUGUCUCCGAGGAAAAGCCAGACAAAGCCCCCGCAGAGACACCAGACACUCCAAAAGAGAGGACAGAGGAGACUCCUCUCAUUGUCGCCAUCUUUUUCGACGUAAGCGUGUACCUCGUUAAAAACAAGAAUACUCUCUGCAAGGUCAUCAAUAGCGUAUCUCUGGAAAUUUUUAAGAGACACUUUUUUUCAGGAACAGUCGCACUCUCAGAUACGAAAGUGUGGGCGGACGGAUCCCUCGUCUGCUCGGCCCCAGAAGUUUCCGUUGAGCUCGCAAAGACUUCGGAGAUCGAAAAGGCCUUCAACAUUCUCGUUGGAAAAGUAUCCGUCUCAGACGAUAUUGGCCUUUUCCUGGACAUUUACACAGUUCUCCACAGGGUAAACUUCGUAAAUAAUAUCCCCUCUGUGGGAAUGCCCAUAAGCAUAAAGAUCCGCGUCUCACAGGUCAGCAUAAAAUCAGACCCUCUCGAAGUCGACAUCCGGAACCUCCUCGUGAUCAACGCAUACAUGCAAUUUGAGACCCUCUUUUUCCUCGCGAAAAAGCCUCUCCUGGCCUUUGCCCCAUCACCUCCACCGGAAAAAUCGGAAAAAUCGGAAAAAUCUCGGGAAAGUGAAAAAUCUUCCCUAAAAGUGACCGUUAGGAUCUCAGCGCAUGAAAUGCAGGAAAUCCACGCGGUUGUUGACCCCGUGGAAACACGGACGCUCUCCCAGGAGGAAAUAGCCGAUCUCCUGCGCGUGGGGAGGACUCUGAACGUGAAAAGACUCCAGAAGUACCCAGUCCCUGGAAAUUCCAUCUUCCGCGUGGAAGUUCCCUCGAUAAGAAUUUCAACGGCAAAACCUCCUAUUAUGGCGUGCUUGAGGCAGUUUUCCCUCUCCGCAGUGCAGCUGCAAAGCAGUCCCUCCGUGACUGUCGAAGGCUCUUUCCUCUUCAGAGUCUUCGUCCGAAUCCGAGAGACAAAGCAGCGCGAGAUCAUGUGCGAGACAGUGCCCGUUUUUCUGAACUUCCAGACGCAGAAGUCCCUCGAAAAGGAGGAAGUAGGCUUCUGCAGUGUGCCCUGCGGGGAGAUUUCGGACCUGAAAAGCGAGUCUCUUUUGGUGCUUGUCGCUUCCUUCAUCUUCAAAGACACAAUCCGGGUCCGGCUCAGCAAGAAAAUUGUCGAGUCUUUUGAGCCAGAGGAGAGGAAGAUCCUGCUCACGAACUUGACGAAUACGAAACUCGCCCUAGAUGGUGCUCUCGUCUUAAACUCUCUCAUUUUGGAGCCUCUUUGCAGCACGAAGAUCCACCCGGACGCAGUAAUUUCAGCAGAAAGUGCCCGGAUAUUCGACACUUUCACGCCUGGAACGAAAAAAGUCGUUGAAAUGUCCGGGAAAACGUACUUUGGGACUUUCACGGAGGAAACAGCCGUUAUUCGCGGGGGAACCAACUUCAAAAACAUCACGGACAUCACAAUUGCGGUUGAAGUUCGGAAUGAGCAGGUUUUUCUCUCGUCUUUUUCCGAGUGCUCGCACGCAGAGAUGCUUUCAGACUUCGCUGUUCGCCUGGAGGGGUCGGAAACGCGCUCGCGCGUGGGAUUUUCUCUCCCGGAAAGCGGAAAGUUCCCGGAUGGGUCCAUGCACGUCCUGGGGAAGAGAAAAAUAGAACAUAAUAGCACUUUUAUAAGUGCAGUCUGCCUUUUGGAAGUUCAUGGAAAUAGUUCGGUCCUGCACUUUCUCUUUCACCACGACUUCGUCAUCAGCAACUUCACCCCGUCCCCCGUGCACUUCGAGAUAAAAAUUUCUGCAAAGUCGAAGGUCGAAAAAAUCGUUGGAAAUUCGCUCUCCGGGGAGGUAAAGCAGCUCUCCGGGAGUGUUUCCGUUGAGGAAAUGAAGAAAGUCCGGCUCCGCAUAAAUGCCAAGGCCGACAUAAGCAACAUCUUCGAAGAGUCGACCUGCAAAGUCUCCGUUACGAAGGGAAUAGUCGCAGUGAAGGAGGUGAAAAAUGUGCUUAUAAGCGGAUUCCCGGUCGACGUGGGAAUUUCCCAAAUCACCGUUUUCCCCGUGGUAGUCGCAAUUAACAAGACCCCAGACGCGCUCAGCCUCAGGUCCGGGAGCUCGCUCGUCGAACUUCCCCUGAACGCGCAGGUUCCCCUCCACACGGCCCGGGAGAGGCACAGCAUCGUCUUUAACGGGGCAGAAAGCCCCAGUUUCAGCUCGAAGAUACAGUAUAAUACCGUGUUUCUCGACGUAAAAACAGAGGCCCUGAAUAACUACCUGGUAAACGUAUACUCCGGGGAAGGGGCAAAGGAAAAGAUAAAAUUUGUGGUCGUAGAGUGUGCGAAUGUCGUAAGAAACCUGACGGGGCUCGAUCUCACGAUUAUCACGGACAGGGAAUUCUUCUGCGGGACGGGGGAAGACGUUCCCCUGCACUUCCCCAGGAAAAAAGGCGCGAGUUGGAUCCGCUUGGGAAGGCCGGGAGCGUAUCCGGAGGCGGAAAAAGGCGGAAGUUCAGCCCCGAAUCUCCAGGAAAAACAUAUUUCAACGGAAAAAUUUUCAGAUCAAAAAUCAAACCUGAAAACAAACUCCCUCUUCACAUUCGCAGGAGGAUUUGAAGAAGAUUUGGGGGAUUCCUUGGGGGCAAGCUAUCUCCCGAUGGAGGGCCUGAAGAAGCACUUUGUGAAGAUAAACUCCGUUUUUUCAGAGGCUCCUUCCGCAGGAGUCAUCUCUUCCGUGGUUACAGGCCAGCAGGACGCAGUGAACCCGCAGGAAAGAUCGAUAAAUAGGUCGAUCCUCCUCUCAGUGACGAUACAGAGCCAUAACUCCCAGAGGAGAAUAAUCCUGAAAAAAGAGAGAAAGUGGCCGUACCUGAUAAAAAACACGUCAAAAUCCGUUAUGAAAUUCGCACAGAAAGACCACCCAAUAGAGUACGUCCUGCACCCGGGAGAGUCUCUCCCGUACUAUUGGGACAGCUUUAAGGCGCAAGCCGCCUUCAGAGUUUCCGUUGGAAAGACCGUUUUGGAAAUCCGGAAUUUUUCUGUUGUAUCCGCAGAAGGCUUUAAGCUCACACUUUCCUCGGAGAGAGACCGGAAAAUUCUCACCCUCUCAGAAGAAGACACAGAGACGGGAGUCGAACCCGCGCCCAUCCAGGGGACCCUCUUAAAGCUCCGAACAGGCAGAGUCUCCUUCAGCCUUAUAGAUAGAGCAGAAAACGAGUUUUCAGCCUUCCAUCUUUUCAACAUAAAUGCAGUCUUCCUGGUCUCAGAUAACGGAUGCGAGUUUAUGGUGAAAACAGGAAGCGUCCAAAUGGACAACCAGGAGCCCCGCGGGUUCUACCCCAUUCCCCUCCAUACGCCUAUUUCCUCGGAUGUUUUGACCGUUUCCGGGUGGGUUUUGGACCGGUUUACAGUCAGGUACCUUAGCGUGGUUAUGCUCCCGGCAGUUGCGGAAAUCGAAGAGGUAUACAUUAUGAAGGUGAUCAGACACUUUUUCUCGCUGAAUGAGCCCACGGAGGACCCGAAGUACUUUAUCGUGUGCAGCAGGUGCAAGCUCCUCCGAUGUAAAUGCACUUUUUCAGAUCCUGAACCUGAAAAAUCAGGUUUGAUGGAGAUUGGGUACCUGAAAAUUGAAGCGAUAAAGUUCAAGUGCUCGUUCAGGCGCGCGGAGAAGGGCUCUCUAGUCCCGCUUUCCUCAGUGUUCUGCAACAUAACGAGCAGUAAAGUAGCCCUUCCCCCCGUUGAACUCUUCGACAUCUACGCAGAGUCCUCGGAGAUCUGCCAGAUCAUAGGGAGAACGUACAAAAGAGGACUCAUACGGAAUAUCGUCUCUCUAGUGCUCUCAGCGGAUAUAAUGGCUUCCCCGGGGGAGCUCUUCGACAAGCUCGGGGUAGGAGUCCACGACCUCAUUUACGCCCCGUAUAGGGCCCUCGAUAAUCCGAUGCUUCUUUCCAGGCACCUUCUAAAGGGAGGAAAAAGCCUUGCCACGAACGUAGUCACGGGAGUCGCUGGAUUCGUGGGGAAUGUAAUGGGGAAGUUCUCCCAGAAACUCGCGGAUAUUUCGAUGGACGAGACUUUCGCAGAAGCACUUCGGGAGACCAGCUGUACGUACGUGGAAGAGGCAGAUCUGGGACUUCCCGUGAGAAAGACGCAUCUCUCAAAGGCAGGGGAGAAGUUCAUGGGAUCAGUCAUCAGCGGAUUUAAGGGCGUAGUCCACAGUCCCAUGCAGGGAAGAAGGUCGAAUGGCCUCAGUGGAAUGGUCCAGGGGGUGGGAAAAGGCCUUAUUGGAGCAAUAAUAAAGCCCAUCUCCGGAGCAGUUGGACUUGUCCAGGGAAUAUCAACGAGUAUCUCCGGAGUCCUUGGAGAUGAUGCGCCUCUCCUGAGGAUUCAGCUCCCAAGAGCCCCUUCUCUCGACGGAGUCCCAUGCGAGUACGAGUUCGAGAGAAAUGCAUACUUCCGGGCGUAUUCUGUGCUGGCUCGGAGUGAGGGGGAGAGAAAAGGGGAGAAGUUCCUCACGGGGGGAAUUUGCUCGCGGAAGUAUAUCGGAUGGUCAGUCCUGAUUUCAACGAAAAGGCUCAUUCUGUACAAUAAGGAGGAGACGCAGGAAGUCCUUGGAGUGCCAAUUGCCGAGAAAGUCGAGGGGGAAAGAGACACUCUCGUCUCAGUCGGAGCCCUGGAGGUGCAUUUGGAGGGAGUGCGCGUGUUCAAGGACAUGCAGAAGUAUAGUAACCUGAUGGUGCACCAUAAAGAAGGCAGUGAAUAA